CCCGUUGUCGCCAACAUCAAUAACGUCAGGACUUCGAUCAACAUUUGACGAUAGCGGUAUGAGGAAAAAAUUGAAAGUAUCAGUGCCGGUACCGGAUGUUCAUGAAGAAAUGAGUAAAGAUAAACAAUGGCUAGACGAAAGUUUAAAACUCGACCUCAUCAAAAAUAUUAAAUAUGAAGAAAUUGAAAACGAAGAGAAGCUUUCAGAAGGCAGUUUUGGAAUUGUGACUACUGCCUAUUGGAAAGAUCUACGUGAAACAGUUGCUUGCAAAAGACUAAAAUUGGAACAUGAAGAUGAAAAUCAAUUUUGGAAGUCAUUUGUUAACGAG
Molecule: messenger RNA, 328 nt
Organism: Ambispora gerdemannii
Lineage: Eukaryota; Fungi; Glomeromycota; Glomeromycetes; Archaeosporales; Ambisporaceae
Source: the annotation of a GenBank genome assembly